AUGCUAGUGACAUUGAAACUUAAUAGUGUGAUUCUUGUGGAUUCUUCUUCAAAUUUUUCUUUCCCUUACCUCAAGUCAUUGGAACUUGUAUUGGUGAAGUACCCUGGUGAGGAAUUCUUAAAGAGGCUUUUAUCCAGUUGUCAUGUUCUUGAAGACUUACAUGUGGAACACGGUCCAGAUGACAAUGUGACUACCUUCACCGUUAGAGUACCUUCUCUAAAGAAGUUAGUCGUGUAUACACCAAAAGACGUAGAUGAAGAAGCUAUUGAUGAUGAUCAUGGCUUUGUGAUAGACGCUCCUUCUUUGGAGCACUUGGACAUUCUUGAUCAUCAAAGUAGGUUCUGUGUCAUUGAGAAUAAUAUGCCUAAGAUGGAAAAGGCAGAUAUCGACAUUGCUUGCUUUCUUCCUGGAAAGAUUCUAGGGUCUAUUACUUCAGUCAAGCAUCUCAGUUUAUGUUUAUUCAGUUCAAAGGAUGCAUAUCCUCCUAGUUGUGUCUUCUUCUCUCUCGUACGUUUAAUAAUAUGCACAUGUGACACAGAGUGGGUGAAUCUGCUAAUGUUUUUGCUGAGUUCUUCCCCUAAUUCACGAGCUCUCGAACUUGAACAGUGCUAUACCCGUGAAGAGCUCGCGUGCUGGAGUGAACCAAGCUUAGUUCCUGAAUGUCUAUUAUCGAGUCUUGAAAAUCUCGAGUGGGAAAACUAUGAAGGAACUGAAGUUGAGAAGGAAGUAGCAGUAUUUAUCUUAAGAAACGGAAACUGCUUAAAAAAGGCAAAUAUUUACUCUAAAUUCACUGACCUUCGCAAGCAACUUGAGAUGAUCAAGGAGUUGUCAUUGUCUCCAAGGGGUUCACGUACUUGUCAGCUUCUAUUUGAUUGA
Camelina sativa (false flax) is the source of this 876-nucleotide messenger RNA. NCBI's taxonomy places the organism in Eukaryota, Viridiplantae, Streptophyta, Magnoliopsida, Brassicales, Brassicaceae. The record is from RefSeq and is a predicted model, not a curated record.